AUGAUAAAAUCAAAUUCCCGAAGUAACACAGGGUGCUCGAAGGAAGAGAACUUUCCAAAGAGUAGACAUAAAUCAUGUAGUAGAAUGAAAAGCUUUGCUACAAAAACUUUAAAAAAAAAUGAUAAAGAAUUAAAUAGAUCUUUUACACUUCUUGAUAGUUCUAUAAAAUAUAAAAAACAACAUAGUGAUGAUGUAGAAAAUUAUUCAUGGGUAUUACUAAAUGAUGAAGCAAAAAAAGAAGGGAAAAAAGAAUAUGAAUUUUGUAUUGAUAAUAAUAAAUAUAAAGUUGUUUGCAUUUUAAGAAAAUAUAUAAAAUAUUUUUCAAACUUAAAAAAGAAAACAUAUGAAGAUAAUUAUGUUAGUUCAUAUGCAACGAGUUUAAACACAACAAAAAGUAUAGGCACAUUCAGUAGCUCAGAAAAUAUAACUAGCAAAACCAACCUUAGUAGUGUAUUUAAUAGUAGUAGUAAUUCAUUAAAUAUAUCCGAUGAUCUAAACAAUGGAAGUUUUUUCUUUCACACCCAAAAAAAAAAACAUGUCCCAAUGUUUGUAGAUUAUGUAAAAGUGAGGGAAAAACCCUUUAAUGAAAGUUUCAACAAAUUAAAAAAAACAGAAGAAUGGUCAUUACAACAUAAUAUAAUUAUAUAUUUUUUGGAAAAAUUAAUUAUAGCCAUAUUAAACAUAUUUAAUAAAUACAGCAAAGAGACAGAUGAAAUGAUUGUUGCAAACAAACUAAGCAAAAUAGGUAAUGGAAAAAGGGAAAUAAACACCCCUUUCUUAAUAUUCAAAAAUGAAAAUUAUGAAGAUAUAUUUUUAAUUAAAUUUUAUUCUUCAUUUCCUUUUAAAAUUAUGAUAUAUUCAUUAAUUAUGAUAUUUAUAUCUGUGAUACAUUUUAUUAUUUUAUAUUAUAUUUUAUUAAAAAAUAUGUUAUAUAAUGAAUAUAAUACUAUAGUUUUUUAUAGCAUUUUUAAAUUUAUUUUAGACAUAUUUUAUUUUACAUUUUUUGUUAUAUAUACAUUUAUAUUUAAUACAAAUUGUAUAGAUAAAAUAGCUACCUAUUCUUAUAGAUCUUGUUAUUUCUUUAUUUCUUUAAUAUUUGUACAUAACAUUGUUUUAUUAUAUUUUAAUCCUCCCUCUUUUUUGCUACCUAGCCCUAAAUUAAUAAAUUAUAUAAAUAAAUAUACCUAUAAAAAUUAUGCUAUUUUAUUAAAUAAUGCAUAUAUGUGUAUAUUUUGCUUUUUAAGAAAUUAUAUAGUUCUUUAUAAUUUUUUAUUAAAUUUAAAAUUUUCCAUAUUUUUUAUAUUUAUUACUCUUCUUUUACCAUUUUACACAUUUUUUUUUUACAAAAAUUUACGAACCGAUAUAUAUAUGUGUACACUUAUAUUUCCAUUUUUUUGUGUUAUACCAAUUGUUAUUUCAUUAUAUAUUCAAUAUAAAUAUGAGUAUAUGAAAAGAAUUACAUGUAUAGAUAUCAAUGAAGAUCGUAAAAAAAUGCAUAGCCAUUAUAUAACCAAAUAUUUCUCUAUAGACAAUUCUAUACCUACUUCACCAAUUGAAGAUAUUUUAACAAAUCUGAAAUCUAUUUUAGAUUAUACUAAAAAUUUAGAAGAAGAGGAAGAAGGAAAUAAUAACAAAAUUAUCGAAUUAAAUAAAAUACAAGAAAAAAUUAAAACUUGUGAAAAUAUAUUAAGGACACAAAAUUUAAAUGAAGUACCUGUAUGUAAAUAUAGAAAAUUUGAAAAAGUCUAUAAUAUGUGGUGUUUAGAUCAAUCUGAAAAAAAAGAUGAACAAAAAUCUUUUUUAUCUCAACAUCCUAAUAAAAAAUCAGUUACCUCAUUUUUUAAUAUGCAUUCUUUAUUAUCAACUAAAUUUCAAGACCAAUAUAAUGACAUAUAUGAUUGGAAUGCCGAUAUUGAACUUAUUUACAAACGUAAUGUAUUUAUAUCAAUUGGUUAUAAAUUAUUAUACCCUUUAGGAGUACUAGAAACAAACUUUAAUACUGAAGUAUUAAAAAAUUUUCUUCUUAAAAUUUAUUCCCUUUACAAUGACCUUCCUUACCAUAAUAGUUUGCAUGCUGCACAGGUUGCCCAUUUUAGCAAGAGCAUGCUUUUCAUGUUGGAUCUAAACCAUAAAAUAUCGGGGAUCGAUGAAUUUUGCUUGCAUGUUUCUUCUUUAUGUCAUGAUGUUGGGCACCCAGGACUUAAUAAUUUUUUUUUAAUAAAAUCUGAAAACGAGCUCGCAUUAACUUACAACGAUAGUAAUGUACUAGAAAACUAUCACUGCUCACUAGUUUUUAAAACCUUAAAGGAUCCGAGUUGUAACAUAUUUGGAAACUAUCCUAAUAAUAUAUUCAUUACAUGCAAAAAAAAUAUUAUUCGAGCAAUAUUAUCAACAGAUAUGAAAAAUCAUUUUGAAUAUAUAUCUACAUUUCGAACUAAUAGGGAAUUUAUAGAUUAUGAUAACUUAACAAAUGAUCAACUAUGGCAAAUUUUCUGCCUAAUAUUAAAAGCCUCAGAUAUUGGUCAUUCAACAUUAGAAUGGAAAAAACAUCUUGAAUGGACCUUAAAAAUUAAUGAAGAAUUUUAUUUACAGGGUUUAUUAGAAAAAUCUUUAAACAUGUCUAAAAGUUUUUUAUGUGAUACAAUUUCUAUUGACAAAUUGGCAGUUUCACAAAUCGAUUUUUUAAAACAUUUAUGUAUCCCUUUAUUUAAUGAGCUAAAUUUUAUUUCAAAAAAUAAUGAAGUUUAUAAUAAUUGUAUUUCUGCAAUUGAAAAUAAUAUAGAACAAUGGGAAAAAAAUCAAAAUAAUCCAAAAAAUCUUGGGUUGCAAGAAAAAUAUCGAGAUGAUCAUACAGUUGAAAAAAUUAAGUUUUAA
This is a messenger RNA of Plasmodium vinckei vinckei, 2874 nucleotides long. Its product is annotated as 3',5'-cyclic nucleotide phosphodiesterase, putative. Gene Ontology annotation, biological process: signal transduction. The record is from RefSeq and is a predicted model, not a curated record. Lineage: Eukaryota; Apicomplexa; Aconoidasida; Haemosporida; Plasmodiidae. Gene Ontology annotation, molecular function: 3',5'-cyclic-nucleotide phosphodiesterase activity. The transcript has 3 exons. The coding region runs from base 1 to 2874 and encodes 957 amino acids.